GUGUUUUGGUGUUUUGAAAAUGUAAACCACCUCAUUAAAGAGAAACCCAAGACGAGUACAUACGUAACAGUUACAAUAUAUUAUGAAUAUGAAUAUCUCGUUUCCUGCACAUAAUUUGGACAUACAUUCAUAGGAUAUAUCUGAACACUCACACAGAAAUUUUAGUCUGAUUCAUCUUAAUCUAUAGCAGUAAAACAUUUUGCGGGUUGUAUUGUCAAGGUUAAUAUAAAUUAAUAAAUCUACAGAAUUAACAUUUUACCUUACAUGACGUGCUUACAUUUAAUUCUCGAAGAUAUAUACUGUACUUCUUUAUUCUCGAAAUACAUUUAAUAUCUCAAAUGAAGAAAUGUAUACACAUUCUCGACUCACUAGUGAAAGCUCAAAUGCAACGAACGCAUCUGGAAGUACAGAGCAAACGGAUUUAUCGGAUGAUAUCGUUAGCGAUAGCACCAAGAAAGCAACAACACAAAAUGGCCAAGGUAUUGGAUAUUUGGGUCAAAUACGUAUUGCAUCCGCCAUAGACUCAAACGUAGAAAACCAACGAGAAAACGCGCAUGCUCAAAAAGAAAGCGACGGUGGUGGAUACUUUAAGAUACAUGUACCAUCGACUGAACAAGAAGUAAGACAUGUAUGGAUAGAUUCACAGAGAGGUAACUUUGGAACAAAAUGCGAGUCAGUGCCUUUACUUUUAAGAAAUGAAAGACAAUACGCAGUGCAGGACAUAAUUCGUAGCGAAGAUUUCAAAAUAUUCUUUGAAACUGAAUACGCAGAAAUUGCGAAAUUUAUGAAGAACUACAAAAGUUUAAAGAAAUGUUUUUUGAUUUUGGCGGUGUUGAACAUCAUUCUGAUUAUUUGUGCCGUUUCUGUUAUGCCCGUUAUCUUGGUAUCUUUUCGUCUCGGAAACGGUCAUGUGAUGUCAGACAAAGGCUCACUUGAUGUUGCUAUGGAAGAGUUUGUGUUCGAGAAACUGAAUUUCCCACGAGCACGGGAAAUAAUUCGGCAACACGUUCCCUGUGACGAUUGCCGUCGUCUUAGCGACGAAUUAGAAACAUACAAGUCAGAUAUACAGCAAGUCCGUGAUAGUAUUGAUACAUUGGAAAAUGCAGUGAUCAGUUUGCACCUAAAUGGGUCUAACACAGGCAAUGCAACAAGAAAAUAUAUACAGAACAGUUUUCAGAAGACUUCGGUGCAUAGAAGAGUAGAGUAUAACAACCGACUACUGAAUAAAUUGCUCAAUUGGAAACGCUCGUCAAUGCAACUAAUAGGAACAGUUAUAAAUGGUCAGAUUGUAUGGGAGGACGAUGUGUUGAAUGGUAACAUAAUGUCGCGUAACAACAAAGGUAUUCAUGUCAAAAGCGGAGGAACAUAUUUCGUUUACUCAAACAUUAGAUUUGAAAAAAGAAAUUGUACCGGAAAUGAACAGGUUUUGAUCAAGUCAGAAAGUACGAAAUUAAACUAACAUGGCGGAAUAUAUAGAUAUUGGAAACAAUAGGCCGUUGAUGCAUUAUAACAGACGUGAGUUCCAGUGUAUAGUUGAAGUAAUUCAGAAACAUUUGGGAAGAGAUAUUGAUCUUAUCGGAUUAUUGAUAUCAAUGAAACAACUAGAGAUAAUAAACAAAAAGCAGUACAGCAACUUCAAGCGUAGAUAUACAGAAUCCGAAUCUACAAAUUCUGGAGAAUAUCUGUUACAAUUACUAUUGCAUUUGUCCUUUGAACAAUUAUGCUUUAUCUUCGAACAAGAAGGAUAUACGGACAUUACGGCUGAUCUUCGAUUUAAAAGAUUCACACUUCUUUAUAAGAAACUUCCUCAAAAGGAGAUGCCACAUUCAAAACGGACACAUGAUUACUAUAAAACCCUCAAGAGCUGCAUCGACAAUGAUUCAUUUCACGGGAAUAAAAUUCUGAAAUUAAGAAAAUUUAUACAAGAUCAAGAUGCAAAAAUAGUUUUACCAGGAAAUAUUUCUGCACACGAUCGGCAGUUUGCAAUGGAAAGAAAGUCUGCAGCGACAGUGUUAUUGAUUCAACAACACAAAAACAAUGCUGAACGAAAGACGAUACUCAAUCAAGCAAUUGCCACAGAAACCAAUGGAAUAGAUAAUACGUCUUUGGAAAUUGUUUAUCAUUCGAAAAUGGCUUUAACGGAGGCGCAGGAUGGAAACGUUGGUGAGGCGGAAGAACAUAUGGCAAAAACAAAAGAUCUUUGUCGUAUUACCGGCCCUUGUUUUGCCGUUACCGCUGCAUUCCAUGACGUCCAGUACACGUGUAAAUCGUUGUACUUUAAGAGUCCAUCAGAAGAGAUGCUGGAAAAUGUUCUCAAGGAAGGUGAUAUAGGUAUUCAGAGUUUAAACGAAGAAAGGGAGGACGUACAAAAGUUAUGGAAAAGAAUAAUGCUUCUGUUCAUGGUGUUGUCGUUACUUUUCAUAACUCCGGAUUUUGUGGUUUGUGAUAUGAGGAAAGUUAAGACAGCUCACAAGAAACGAGCGGAACAAAUUUUAAAAGAAAUAAAACGUUGCAGUGACGACAUCGAACUAAGACGGCAAAUGAUUUUAUAUCUGUGUUUAGCAGCACUCAAUGAAGAAAAAGACAUAUCAUCAUCCGAAGAAUACGCCAAGAAAUCGUUGACUGCUGCCGAAAAUGGCGGUUGCUUCCGUGAUAUAGAGAAACGUAAUAUUAAAGCUUAUCUAAAGAAAGUUCAGAGAACAAUUCUGAUGCGAAGACUCGGCAGAUAUUUAAUUUUAUUUGUGUUUGGUCUAGGAAUAUAUCAGUUGACAGAAAAUUUUGUUAGUAAUGAUCAGUUCUAUAUAUUUAUUUGCAAAGUAACGUUUACAAUAAUUGUUUUCAUCUGUGUAACGCCAUUUUGCGUCACAGAAUAGCGUGUGCAUUCAUAUGUAUACACCUUUUAACUGUAAGAAGUGCAUUCUAUUUCCAUUGAAACGUAUGCACGUAGGCAAAGCAGUCCCAAAAGAUUACGUUUGUGUGGUUGUGCUUGGUUACUCAUAUCACGACGUUCAUUUUACCAUACGUUGUGAAUAGAAAGCACGCUUUGUUACGCGUCGUCAAACGCUCGCUGGUUCAUUAAGCGUAGACAAUUGAUGAUACAGUCAUAAAGAUAUGUAUUGCUUAAAAAGUAUUCAGACUAGAAGAAUUUCAUCAUUUUGAAUGUAAGAGAAGAAAUGCCAAACAAUUUAAGAAAAUUUCUUUACAAAUUGCAGCAUUUGUAUUGAACAUCUUAAGAAAUUAAAAUCUUGCCCUGAUGUUUAUGGUUGCUUUUGAUCUUAUACAGGGUGUUUCAUACUAUUUGUUACCAUUACAAGCUAAUAUAAAACGUACAUGUAACACAUAACGUAGAGAUGGUACCUAAAAAAAUUAAAUUCAUCUUUACAGAUUUUUUUCAGAGUGAAAUGAUAGCUCAGUACACCAUUUUACUAAAUAUAUUUAUGGUUUUCCUCCUCUCCAUGUAAAAAUAGAAAUAUUUGAUAUUUAAAAAAUGACUUUCUCAAAAUAUCUGAAGCAAAAUGGACAACUCUUGUAUUGACCGUUUUUCAAUGAUUUUAGGAUUUCACCAAUUAUAGUCUGUAUCAAAAGUCUCCACAGCUAAAUAAAUUCAAUAGAGUAUAGUGUAAGUUUAGUCUACUUUCAACACUUUGAAAGAGCCUAUACUGAACUUCCUUUUGUCUUUUAAUAAAGUCAAAAUUCAGGACUAGCCAAGAGUCUAAAACUAAUGAAAAAAAAACUGAGUGAAAGAGAAUGACAUACUCUUUAUUAUAAGCUUACCAAAAUCAUACCAAACAUUUAUCUGAAAGAAGUUAUUAAAAUUUUAAAAUGUAAACAAAUCCCUACACCAUUUUACCAUCAAUUCAUGAAUGCACUCAAUUCAGGUGAUAAUUGUUGAUAUAUUGUAAAUGAGAGGCCCCAAAAAAAAUUUUUUCAGGUUGUGUAAACAGUUUAAGUUGUAAAUUAAUGUUGAUAUCUGAAGUUACCCGCUUACCUUGGUUACAACAAUAAAUAGUUAUAAAAUAAACAUUAUAGUUUUUUAGGGUAGUUAUGCUUUUUCAGCAUUUAUUUGUUUUUCAUGGAAAGCAAUGUUCGUGAGAAUUUCAUCCAGAAAAUGCUGAAUUGCUUAAAAUACAUUGCAGAGAUACAUAUCAGCUACCUUAAAAUGUUUUACUUAAACCAUUACCUUAAAAUGUUGUAAUUUCAUUUGAUGACAAUGAUUUUUUGUGUUACAUUAUUUGCAGCAAAGUACUCUUGAACAGUAAGAGAACUGCUUCAAAAUGACUAAAGCAUAAGAAACACUUUCAAAAUGAUCCAUUGAAAUGACGAAUAUAACCAGUCUAGCUACGUUGUUACACAAACGUGAUACCAGUUUAACUUAUUUUGUAAUUUCUCAUUGUUGGAUAUAUACAUUUUACAUUUUAGUGUAUAAAUUUUGUGUAAACCAAUGUAUCAUCAUUGAGAACAAUAUAUAGCUUUGGCUAAAAGAUCAAAACUUAAUAACAUUUCUUAAUGUCAUAAAAUUUCUUUAAUGGAAUUUAUGCAUUAUUUUACUUUAUUUUCAUGCACUACUAAACUUUCAAUCAGGGCCUCACUACAACUUAUAAAAUAACUGUCAGUGUAAGCCAUGAGAAAAGUGUGCAUGUUGUAUAUUUUAUACAAAGAGAUUUAAAAAAAUGUAGGUCAUAUUUUGUCUGCCUGAUCAGUUGUUGGUAAAAGGACCUAUUUGAUUUUUCUUUCAUUUUUGACCAAUGUUUUAUGUUGGCUUCAGUUUAUUUGUCAAUUCAGAGUUGUUCCCCUUAGAUUUUCUUGGGUAGGUACCAUCUCUAUAUAACACAGUCAUGUUAUAUAGUAUUCUAAAGGAGACGGAAUGAAGUUUUACGUAAUGUAAAAAAUAACGGAAAAAGUUGACGUCAUAAACGAUGUUAUCAAAACAAGUCAUAUUUUCAAGACGGCGUUGCGCUUAGAAAUGUGCACAGAAGUAGUUAAGCUGUAUUAUGAAAGUUUUUCACCAGUCACAGUCAUUAGAAUGCAAAAACAAUAUCCUGAGGAUGAGAAACUUAGCAAGAUGCAAGUGCACAGAAUAGUUAAAUGGUUUGAAUAGUCAGGGUUAGUAAUUGACAGACGAAAUGGUAACACCGGCCGACUGAAAGCAGUCAGGUCUUCAGAGAGGACGUCAUCUUGAGCACUUGUUGUAAAAUUGAACCUUUUCUGGGACACCUGCACUUUACCGGUACGCACUUUCAAUAAAUAUACUCCCUCUUUAUUUUUAUGGGGGCUACCGCCCCCACAUCCCCGUUUUUCUUUUUUAUUUAUUGAAUAUAUUAUUGUUACAAUUUAUUUCAGUGACUGUAACAAGCACACCCUGCCUUUUAAAAUCCUAGCAGGAAGUGCGUACUGGUAAAGUACAUUGUAUCCCCUUUUUUAAGUAAACCUGCUGAUGUUAUGUAUCAAAUAAAACUUUGUUAUAUCUCCUAUCGCUUAGUGACUUUCAUUUAAAAGUACAUUCCAUAUUUUGAAAAAUUUAAACAGCGAAAUGGUAACAGGUAUUAUGGAACACCCUUUACAACCUAAAUAAGAAUUUGAUCUCAUUCGUAAAUUCAUUUGAAUAAAUCAUGUGUUGGAAGCUCAAUACGUCUUAUUAACAUUGCAUAUGAAUUGUUUGUUGGUAAUCCGAACCCAAUGAAAUCGAAGCCUUAGUUUAUAUUCAAACUUUUAGAACCAUAUUAGAAUAAAAUGUAUUUAUCAAGCUAUUUUUAUAUUUAAAACAAUAUUUAUAGGUUAUUAACUUUGUAUGUGGAUAUAUGCACGAGUUCUUCAGCGGCAAUAAUAUCCGCGAAAGAACGAGUGCAUAUAUCCACAUAUAAAGUUGAUAACCUUUUUAUUACAUACCCACAAUCAAAUAAUUAAUUUAUGUCUAAAUUAUCGUUCUGUAACGAAAGACAGAAAAAUACGAAAAGAAUUUCUCCAAAAAUGUAAUAAACAAAUCAAACUGACGCGCAUUAGUAUUUUCCGCGAAAAUGACGUCAACUUGUUGUCGCAACAUGCGCGUGGACGCCAUAGACAUCAAGCGAUUCUUUCCAUUACAACGUUAAGAAAACAUUCCACGUCCGAUAUGAAAGUGUUCCACGUCAAUAUGGAAAAAUAUUGCACGAUCACGGCCCAUUGAAAUUCAGUGGAAAAUAAUGUUAGGUAUGUAAUAAAUAAUAUUUGUUGUAAUAAACUUUAUUUUGAGUUAUAUGACCAAAGGAAGUGCCUACGCCUGUAAUGAAAUUUAUCUAUUUACAAUGUAUCUUAUACGUAAAAUCUUCCUCUGGCUACACUUCCUCAAUGAAUUUUAAAUGAUAUAGCUUGUGAGCAUAAUGAUUUUAGGGAUCAGGCAAACCACUCAAUGUUUUAAUUUAACAGCAUACAACUCAAUAAAAUGAUCUGAAUCUAGACGGGCAUUUUUUUAUAGUUAUGGGCAUUGGUCGAUUGGCACGUAAUGUGCCCGUGACAUAAGUACCGACCUGCAACAACCUCUUUGCAAGGUCAAUGCUACAAAAGAAACCAUCAACCACAACAUGAUAUCCCUUAUUUAGCAAAUUACAAUUUGACAGUAGAUCCAACACGACUCGGUUACCUUGUAGACCGACAAUAGCUGGUUCGAACCGCUUUCCGAGGUAACAAGUCAUCUUUUGGACAUAUCCGUUAAGGCUAUCUGCAAGUACCCAGAACUUUACACCAAACUUUGCUCGCUUUGUCGGAAUAUACUGCAACAUUGACGUUUUCCCUCUCGUUGCUACCAAGGUUUCAUCUAUACUCAGAUUUCUGGAAGGAGUGUAAUAAUGCUGGAACAUUCUGUUUGCAAAGUCUAAAAGGGGCUUGAACUUAGGUCCGGCCUAGAAUCACAUGAAAAGUUCGCAUUUAUACUGAUGAUUCUCGUCCUCAAAAUCAAAUUAAACAUUUUAUCUUUUAUGUAGAUUGAAAUAAGAACAUGUUAACGUCGUGAACAGUAUGAAUGUCUUCAUAGUGCUUUUCCAUGAAAAUUGAUAAUAUACUUUCAUCAUUGAAAUGUAGCUCAUUACACUCGUACUACGAGUUUCUUAGUUUAUUUAUUCAUCUCCUUGUUGUUUAUCAGUUAGUGUAAAAUAAAAAGAAAACUAUGUUGGUUUUCUCAUGG
This is a messenger RNA of Mercenaria mercenaria, 7156 nucleotides long. RefSeq lists its product as uncharacterized. Bases 1461 to 2873 code for a protein of 470 amino acids. The record is from RefSeq and is a predicted model, not a curated record. The transcript is spliced from 6 exons. Lineage: Eukaryota; Metazoa; Mollusca; Bivalvia; Venerida; Veneridae. Gene Ontology annotation, biological process: immune response. Gene Ontology annotation, molecular function: tumor necrosis factor receptor binding. Gene Ontology annotation, cellular component: membrane.